Molecule: messenger RNA, 4404 nt
Organism: Prorocentrum cordatum
Lineage: Eukaryota; Dinophyceae; Prorocentrales; Prorocentraceae
Source: the annotation of a GenBank genome assembly
AUGGCGACUGGAAAUCCCAACAACCUUGGCGAGAUGAUCCCGCUCGCCGAUGCUGCGGACGAGGACCUCGGCCUGGUGCUCCCCGCGGUUUUCGCGGAGGCUGCGGCCGGCAUGCCGCCGCCUCGCCCGCGGCCGGCGCAUCGGCCUGUCUUGCCCUUCCGCGGCCGCGGUGUGGAAGGCAGAUCCGGUCGCGGUGCCUCGUCGCAGGCCGCGCCUACGCCUUCGGCCGCUGCGCCCGUCGCUGAUGCGUCGCGGGCGGACCGCAGCCGCACGCUGCUGUACGCUGGCGCGGAUGAUGAGGAUCCCAGCGCUGUAGGGCUCGACCUCACCGGCGAGCUGAGCCGCAUCAUUGACCAGCAUGCGGCGCUCGAGACCCAGACGGCGAUCCUCGAGUCUGAGUUCCAGGCGAAAGAAACAGCGUUGACUGAGCGUCUGGAGGUGGCUCUUCUGGAACGCACGGAGGCUCUCAGCGCCCAGGCACACGCAGACCUCCGGUCCGAGCGCGGGCUCAUGCAGCGCCGGUUGGACGAGGCGACAGCCGCGGCCCAACACGAGUGCCACGAGAGACUUGCGGUGAGCUUGCGCGAGCUCCGUGCGGCAGAGCAGCAGAUGGCGGCGACGGACCGCCAGCAGCUUGCCGGCACCCUGGCCGCGGAGUCUGCUGCAUACGCCGCUGCUGACCAGAGGCGCCGCGAGGAGUGCGAUGCGAUCCAUGCGCAGGCGCUCCGGAACCUCGAGGCGCAGCGCGUGGAGCUCAGCGCAGUGGUCUCCACGGCUUCCUCGCGCCUGGCCGCCGCGGGCGAACUGGAGGCCGCGGCUUCCAGGGCAGAGCAGCAGUCGUCCGUGUACGACGAGCCGCCUCGGCAUCCUUGGCACCGAGGCUCGGCCGCAGCUGGCGGGCAGCACGCCCGUGCUUUUUCCAGCGAUGCCCGCGUGGCUUCCGGCCGCGCCGCAGGACCUGCAGCUCCGGCAGCGCCGGCCGGCCUCGUCAUACAGGCGCCCACGGUGCCUGAGAUCAUCGCCGCAGCGAUGCCAGCCAUCAUGAGCGGCAAGUACAACCAGAUGCUCGUCGAGCUGUGCUGCUCUCCGGAGUCUUACCUGUCCGCCUUCGUCCCGGCCAGGUGCAUCGCCAUCCGCGUGACCGAGCAGCUUGACCUUACCGCCGAGAAGACCCUCCGAGCUGUUCAAGACAUUUUGAAGAGGGCGGCCCGUAAGAAGCUGAGGACCAUGAUCUGGACAGCCGUCCCCAUGGCGGUGACGCGGGCCUUGAUCACCAAUGUCGCGAAGGUGUGCGCUUACGCUCGUGACAAGGGCCAGGACGUCACCUGGGAGUGGCCUACAAACUCCGACCUGUGGUCGAACGACCGCGUGCACCAGCUGAUCAACACCGUCGGCGGCAAGUUCGUGAAGGUAUCGGCCUCCGCCGUCGGCCAGCAGCAUCAGCAUGCAGGCCGCGUGGUGUACACCCUGAAGGAGUGGACGCUGUGCUCCACGGACGACUCCGUUACGAUGAUUUUCGAGAAUUAUUCCGUCGACGAAGCUGCCGACAGCAAGGAGUUCGUCCGCUGUCGCGGGAAGAUUGCGAAGCAGACCGCCCAGUACACGGAGCAGUUCGCACGUCUCUUCUGGAGCGCUCGCCGUGCAGGCAUUUUACCUGCUGCUCCUGGCGUCCCGCGGUCCCGGGCAUUCUUCAAAAACACAUCCGCCAUCGACGACAGUGACGACGACCCGCGCCACGAGCAUCGUGAGCAUGAUGAUGGCUCGCCGCGCCACCCUCUGUGGUGCGCCCUCGUGACACGGCAGGUCUGGGACACCACCGAUGUUCACAGUUUGCGGGACCUUCUGAACGACGAGUCCCUUUCUGACGCUAUGCUGGGCCGGGUGUUUGCAAUUCUGGGGAUAAAAGGAGAAGAGCUUGGAAAAGAUGCCCAGCAAUGGAAGGCUAGAGUGGUAUUUCAAGGAUCCAACAUCCGAAGUAAGUCGGGCAUGUCGUCUGCAGACCUGUUCGAAGAAGUUGCCAAUGCUCCGGCAUCCUUCGCCGCGGCACGCGCUGCCCUGGCGGCCGCGGCCCUCGCCGGCCGGGAGGUCAGCCUGAGGGGCGCGGAGGCUGCGUACUUCCAGGCUCUGAUCGACACUCCGUUCCGGAUCCCCACCUACGUCGAGCUCCCACUGGAGUGGUGGCCAGACAGUUGGUUCUUGGACGGCGCAGCACGCCAGAGACCUAAGUAUGUCCGGCCUCAUUGCCGGCUCAAGAAGGCUCUGUAUGGCCACCCCGAGGCCGGGGCGCUGUGGGAAGCCAAGUCGAACAGCAUUCUCAAGCAGCGUGGCUGGGAGCCCGCUGGCCUCGACCAUCCUGGAGUUCAUGUGCACCCUGAUGGAGGCAUUUUCGUCGUGUACGUGGACGACAUGCUCAUGAUCGCUCCGCCGAGCAUCGCCGGGCCAUUUUGGAGGGCGCUCGACACGGCGAUCGUGUUCAAGGAGCGGGAGCAGGAGAUCGAGAGGUACUUGGGGGCCCGCUACACCAUGGACCCGGUCAACCCUGCCUGCCCGUCGGCCGCUCGCCGGCUCCACACGGACAUGGGCGACUAUGUGGCCAACGCCCUCGCCAGGUUCGCUAGCGAGUACGGGGGCAGCUGCGCCUCGCACGUUGCGACGUUGCUGUUUUUGUCCCGGGUCGCACGGCCACACAUCGCCGUCGCCGCGCAGCGCCUCUGUUCGGUGGUGUCAAGGUGGAGCACAACCCACGACGCAGCACUGGUUCGCUUGUACGCCUACCUGAAGGCCGCUGGCCCCAUGGCCCUCGCCGCCGAGAUGGCCCCCGACGACAUCUUCGACCUGGAGCUCCUGAUGUGGCCGGACGCCGACUGGGCUGGCGACUCAGAGCACACGAAGUCUGCAGGCGGCGUCCUGGUGGAACUUCACAGCCCGACUUCCGGUCGACGCUGGCCGCUUUCAAGGGCUGUUUGCAAGCAUGCGUCCACGGCCGGCUCGACAGCCGAAGCGGAGACGGUGGCUCUCAGCCACAACACCAAGCACGAGGGCAUUCCCACGCAGAUGCUCCUCGAGCGGAUGCUUGGCAUCGACAUCCCGCUGGUGGUGCUCGUGGACAACACGCAGGCCAUCUCUGCGGUCACUAAGGGCUACAGCAAGAAGCUGAAGUUCUUAGAGAGAACCCACAAGGUGUCCAUCGGGUUCUUGCACGAGCUUGUGGUGGAGCGCGGCGCGAUGAUCCUCAAGCACGCGCCCACCGCGACGCACCGGGGCGACGGCUUCACGAAGGCCAUGUCCCCGGCAAGGUUCAUGGAGGCCCGCGACCUCAUGGGCAUGAUCCGCACCAGGCUUGCCGUGGGCUCGGCACUGGCGUGGCUGUGUGGGCGGCGAGACAGGGGCAGGGGCCCGGGCCCUGCGCGGUGGCCCUCGCCCGCGGCGCCUCCGGGCCUGGCCCGCGGCUUCGUGGGCGCCGCGGCGGCCGGGCGGUUCGCCCCGGUGACCGGCUCGGCAGCUGGCGGGCGACCUCGCAGCCCGAGGCCCGGCACGGUCGGGCUGGGUACGGAAGGAGAUCCCGUGCGCUCGGGCACCGCUGGCUACAUCCUGCCUUCCAACCCGUCGCUGCUGGACCUGCCGGCGCACGGGUGCGGCAUACGGCCACCAGCGCCGCCGAAGCCGAGGCCUGCGCCGUGCUGCGCCGGUGCCCCCGGCGGUGUUGCCCGGUUCUUGGAGGUGACGCUGGCUGGAGCUGCAGAGCUCGAUGUCGAUGGGCUCGCUCCUGAGGCCUGUCUCUUCACCGCGACCGCCCACUAUCCGGACGAGGGUGCCGAGGCUGCUGCAUCGCGCAUGCUCGAGCCGGUGCAGGCUUCUUGCCCGCUCAGGAACUCGGUGAAUGCGGACUGCCUGCUCGAGGGCCAGAUCCGUGUGCCGUUCAACUCUCGGCAGCAGUUUCUGAAGGUGGGUGUUUAUCGGCGUUCCGCACACCGAGAUGUGCUGGUUGGCGAGGCCACGGUGCCGUUCGCCGACCCCGUGGCGGGCCAGGUCGGUGAGUGGAGCUUGCUGCGCGACUUCGAGGAGGUCGGCUGCAUCAGCCUGAGCGUCAGCGAGCCGCUCGACGUGCCAGGGGCGCCGACCGAGGAGGCCGCCUUGUGCGCAGCGGCGGCGGCGGCUCCGAGGCCGUCGAGCGCUGCAGCCGCACGCUCUGGGACAACUCCCCUCCGCUGCCGCCGUUCAGCACGGUGUGCGACGACGUGCCGGUGCCGACGAUCCCCGCCGGCGCUGGCGCACUGGCGGGAGCCGCCGAGGUCCCCGAGGCGCCAGAGGCGAUGGUGGAGCCCCCGUCGGCGCCGCUCGCGGUCGGGGACCCGGUGCAGGUCUGGUCGCGGAGCGCGGGGAGGUGGGAGACCGGCGUGGUGA